This is a messenger RNA of Colletotrichum navitas, 928 nucleotides long. RefSeq lists its product as uncharacterized. The transcript has a single exon. NCBI's taxonomy places the organism in Eukaryota, Fungi, Ascomycota, Sordariomycetes, Glomerellales, Glomerellaceae. The record is from RefSeq and is a predicted model, not a curated record. Bases 227 to 697 code for a protein of 156 amino acids.
UUUGAACCCAAGUCGUCUGCGAUCGGGUUGGUUCUGUCUCGGAGGCCGAAUCCUUCACCGCUCCCAACCGAGGAUCUGGAAUGGGGCACCGAAUCCCCCGUUCAUGACGGCGACAACAACCACUCGUCCGCAGUGAGACGUCCAGACAAGAUAGUCAAGUGGCUCGAGCCGGGCGUCCAAUGAAGCAGAGCUCAUUUCCAUCAACAAGAAACGCGUGGCGUGUAGCAUGCCGAAUCAUCGGGUGCCCCCAGCAUGCAAUCAUCCUCGCGAGGGAGAGAGGGGUUGCACGAAGAACUCGAGGCUUCGGAUUUCGCGCCAAUGUUGGUGCGACCCCAAGAGCAAAUCCUCGGAUGAGACAUUCCCACAUCGUAUAAUACGCACCGAGGCUAGUCUGUCAAGAGGAGCGCCGCCUUCCCCCCCCCCAAAAUGCACAACAUUGACAACUUGGUGUGGACUCGCCCAAGCCGUCCGGAUUCCUGGAAUCAACAUGUCUCAGAAGCACCAAACACCGGGUUCAGGGUUUCAUGGCGGCCUAGCGAAGAACGCUGACGGGUUGGACCGACACAAGGACCACUCCUUAUUUGAUAUUAGGCUUUUGCUGCCAACCCGCAUGUCGCGCUGCAUUCCACGCAGAAACGCUCCUCAAAGAAGAAGCAGGAGGAAGAGGGAGAGAAAGAAAAAAAAAAACCCCCCAUAGGCUUAUCUCUCCCUCCGCUCGGAACGACGACGACCCGAGCAGCGGCCCCGCAUUCCAUCGCACCUCGAUCACGCUCCGAACUUGUACCUGAACAACCUCAACUAGAGAGUGGACGCUACUCGCCGACGACAAUGGCACCAGGCGUCGCCCGGUACACAAUCCUCGCCUUCGGGCUCUCCUCCUUCAUCGCGGGCGUCAGCUCCCUGCUGCGCCCGUCCGGGGCGCUCGCGU